Messenger RNA from Maniola jurtina (meadow brown), 2493 nucleotides. RefSeq lists its product as uncharacterized. The transcript has 3 exons. The record is from RefSeq and is a predicted model, not a curated record. Bases 286 to 1083 code for a protein of 265 amino acids. NCBI's taxonomy places the organism in Eukaryota, Metazoa, Arthropoda, Insecta, Lepidoptera, Nymphalidae.
UCAGGUAAAACCGCCAGUCAUACGUUUGCUCGUACUACUAGUGGUGACUACUGAACGUGAGGCUGUUCCAACAAUCGUGGAGCUGCUGUCCAGCAAAUUCUUUUUUCAAUCUAUUUCUAACUCUAUCUAAAUCUAACUGUAUCUAAAGUAAUCUGCGCGAACAUUGCUCGUGCGUGAUACGACAGGUUCGCCUCGCGCUCCGCCACGACUCACGAGUCACGACGGACGCGGUAUUUUUUGUCCUGACUCCUGACGUAUGCUUGAAUUGUCUUGUAAAAAUCCGAGAUGGCCGACAAGUUUGACAUCGAACUGCUCAUCAGCCUCGUGAAGACGCGGAGCAUGUUGUGGGACAAGAGCCUGGAGAGCCACAAAGACCUCGGCCUGAGGGCCGCCACUUGGAGGGAGAUCUGCAAAGCCCUGUGUCCUCAAUACGAGACCCUGUCUAAGAAGGACAAGCACUUGUACGUCAAAUCAGUUAUAAAGAAGUGGACGAAUAUCCGAGACGCGUGGAGGAAAAGUGUGAUAGAAACAAAAACGAAGAAGAAGAUGAAGCCGUACCUAUACCACAAGCACUUAAGGUUUCUAGAGAAGAACUUGCAUAACGUUAAAGAAUCAUUAGAUCUAGACGAAGAAGAUAGUAAGACGAGUGGAGUGGAGAAUGAGGACGGAGAGAAACAAGAGAAAGUAGAGAAACUGGAGAGGAUACAUAAAUAUUUAUCCGUUGAUAGUGAUGAUAGCUCUGAUGCGCAUUAUACUGCGAUAGCAGAUCUCAGGGACAGCUCCACAGGUAGAAAAAGAAGAGUAGAAGAAAUACCCGAAACAGAAAGCACCAUUCAAGUCGUGGACGUGAAUAACUUGCGAAGUCACAUGGAAGAAAGUCCUCACAUUUGCUUUAUCCGAAGUCUUCUUCCCACCCUGAACAAACUCAAUGAUGACGAGGUGUUGGACUUUCAGGGCGGAGUUAUCCAGCUGUUGCAGAGAAUAAGAAAGAGAGGAGUUCUCAGUGAAACCAUUCCAAAUUAUGGGCUUCCGUCCUCCAGUAUAGAUGUUAACCCCAUUAAAGUCUUUAACGAGGAAAUCUAAAGUUUAAAGUUGGGAUUUUUUAUUUUUUAUAAGUGUUGAGUUGUGCUAGAAGGUUUUUAAUAAUUAAGAGAGCAUUAGGUAUAUAUAUAUAUGUGUAUAAUUUAUAAUUAGGUAUUUAGUAAUUAGUAGGUAGCAUUAGUGUACCCAUUUCGUUACCUUUCUUUAAAAUGAAUUAAGUAAGAUAAUUUUAAAAGUUAAAUGAAGGUAGGGUACAUAUUGUUUAUUCAAAGAUUAUACUAUUACCAUACCAUAAUAGUGCCACAGCAAAGUGUUAUGUGGAGUGUGGUUGAUUGUUGUAUUUGCUCAUUUCAACUUGAAGCCGAAGCAUAAACUCAAGGUAGACUUAUCGAAAAAUAAACACGUUUAAAUGUUACUUAUCAUUGAAACAAUACUCAAACCCUCAUUCCUGUUGAGUAAUCAUUUGAUAAGGGCUUAACUAAAUAUCUACGAGUACCUAUCCAAUUCAGUCAAGAAAACAUUUUAACUGAAUUUAAGCCUUAAUUUAUUGGCGAUAGAAAGUAAAUUGCAAAGAAUUUGUUAUGAGAAACUUUACUGGUCGCAAUUCAAGCUAAAAUAAACCCUGUAUCUUAAUAAAGUGAGUUGAAAUUUGAACGACAAGUGAAAAGGAAUUUCGGAAAGGGUAAACUUAGGAUAAAGUAGAAGUUAGUGAGUUUAGUCAGAACGUUAAUUUGUGUAGCGCAUCGUGUUCGCAAGGCUGGCAGCAGUGUUGGAUGACUAUCAGUUGCGAUUGUUGGCAGAUACAGUUUAUUCUGUGGAAGUUCGCGCGCCGCGCGCCGCGCUCCUAACCUCCGAAUUGAAAGAGCUCUCGGCCCUCCCCCUCCGCGAAGGGAAAGGGUUUGAACAUAAAGCCGUGUUAUCUUUUGUGACGCCGUGCGAUGUAGAUUGAGCACGCUGGCUUUAUCGAACACAUUUGAAUGAUUACUAACUUGAAUAGAACUAAUAGGUGAGAGGCGAAAUUGUAUCAGAAUGAUCAAUGCCUCAUUUAAAAGAAAUCAACUAACUGAUUAUUAUAUGAACAUAAAACUGAAAUCACUGGGGAAGUUAAGAUUUUGAGACUCUAAGCAAGGAUUUUCAAAAUACAUCCUAGCUCAGCAAAGCUGGUUUAAGUACCAGUCAGAGGAUUGAUCUCCUUACCCUCAAUGUAUAAGCUAUUAGCCAGCUAGCUUAGCGUGCUUUUGCUACAAGUCAUUAUCAAAAGGAUUCCCAUAAACGAAUUCUGAAAUGUGGAUCACAUAAUUGCUUUCAAAAAUAAAUAAUCUAACAAUCCCACAAACCAGGUGCUCAACACAGCAUAUUCUGGUUUUCAUAACGGAAAACUGGAGUCCGAAAAAUAAGAAUUUAACUAUACGUCAUUAAAUAGCAUAUUUUUGAAAAGGUUUUCUGAUGUUA